AUGUACACUAACAUGCUUAGGAGUAAGACACUGGAAAAACUCUUAUUUGACAGAACUAGGAUUUGCAGGCUUUUUUCGGCACUGGCGAAUCCUGCAACUUUACAACAGGCCGUCUUCGGAAUGCACAAAUCCGCACCUUUAGAAUUAAGACGUAAAUCGUUUGAUGAUUUGAUGAGACAGCUUGAUGAGAACGAGGAAUUAUGGAAAGACAAUGCGUUGGUUGAGUCUGAAAUCCAUCAUAAUAUGGUGGAACUGAUCAAUGGUCCGGAUCAAGAUUAUUAUAUGAAAGAAUUGCAAAAAUGCAAUGGUUGGUUGUCCAUUUAUUCCUUAAUUCACGAUAGACUUUAUUACAAUGCAGUACAGGGUGUAUUUAGACAUCCUCAAUAUAUCCCCAACGAGACCUUUGAGUAUUUAUGUUUGCAGCUUUUGAAAAAUGAUCAGCUGAAGUUAUUUAUGGAUGCAAUUGAUAAGAAUUCGCCUAAUCAUUUUUAUAAAGUAUCCCAGAACAUCUAUGAGAAAUUCAUUCGUUUAUGUAUUGAACGUCGCCAAGACGAUUUAUUAGCAAAAUUCAUUGAAAAAUAUAUAAUUUACACGGGAGAUACCGAGGUAAUCAAAUAUCAAGCAUGCCACAUUGAUUGGCAGCUCGGAGAAUCCAUUUUGAACUUUUUCUAUUCCUGUGGUAAUAUCAAAGCAUAUUCCAAAACCGCAGCUCUCAUGAUACUGCUAGCCAAACAGUUGCCCAAAAGCGAAAAGUUAGCUCGUGAGUUGAGAUUCAAGAGCAGAGUCCAGAAGUUACAAAUGUAUACCGAUAAAUUAGGUCCCUAUACGGUACUUGAAAAUGGAAUGUUCCAUAAGUUUGGCCUUAUUGCAAACAAAAAUGCUAAAUUCGACAAGCAUCUCAAACCUUUUGCAAAUUCUCUUUUCAGUUAUUACAAAGAUCAGCAACUUACACUUGAGACGUGUAUUCUACUUAUUGAAUACAUGCAUGGCCUCCACACCCAAGAGUUCAAAGAAUCAUUCAGUAAAAAACUCAACCCUGAUAUUCAAAUGGCAAGAAUCUAUCGUAGUGUCAUUAGGAAAACUGCUGAUCCAGACCCUUUGAUCUUGAAAAAUUACACUGAUAUCAUCAAUAUGGCAAACGAUAAGAACAAUAAACACAUGAAAGAUGGCUUACCCGUACGUAGAACCCAAAAUCAACGCUUCUCUGAGGAGGAAGCUUUGAACCCUGAUGACAUCAAGCCAUUCAAACCAAAGGCCCUUCAAAUUAUUUUAUAUGUUUUACACGAGCGGGCAAAGAAUGUUAAAAUACCCCAAAGUGAUGAAUUGAGAGAUAUUAUCGUCACAGCCGUCUUACUCUUUCAAGCUAUGAUUAAGGUGCGGUCGCUUAAACCUUCUGUUGACUGUGUUCAGUUGAUGAUGGACCUGGUACGUAUGCACCCUGCUACAGCACCUCACGUCACUCUGCUGCAGCCAUUGUACGACAAAGUGAAAGGUCAACUCCCUGAAAACCAGAUACCUAAACGUCUAAGGCCUCAAGAGUCACCACUUAAAACACCUCCACCUGAUUCAACAUGA
Pichia kudriavzevii is the source of this 1575-nucleotide messenger RNA. RefSeq lists its product as uncharacterized. The coding region runs from base 1 to 1575 and encodes 524 amino acids. The record is from RefSeq and is a predicted model, not a curated record. The transcript has a single exon. NCBI's taxonomy places the organism in Eukaryota, Fungi, Ascomycota, Pichiomycetes, Pichiales, Pichiaceae.